CCCAAGGUUUUCCUAACCUCGGGUGUUUGUUUCGGUCAGCACCGAUAAAGCACGUCCCUGCGGUCCUUUCAUUAUAGCCAUCGUUAGACAUUUUUGGGGUGACCAUUAAUCGGCCAGGAGUGAUGAUGACGUCGACGAUAAGUCCUCUCGCACUUCCCAAAGGCACCAGGAAACAAUGUGAACUAUGUCAAAAACCAGCACGGCUACAGUGUCUGCAAUGUCGCGUCACAUUUUACUGCGACCCGGACCACCAGGCGGCCGACUGGGUGGGCAUCCACCAGGAGGUGUGCCCCCGCCUGGCAUGGAUGCGUAGGCCCGCCCCUCCCCUGGUCCUGCAGGCCGACCGGGACGCCCACCACGCCCAGGCUAGACUCCGAAUGGAGGAGCUGCUGGGGGUGUGCCGGGAGGUGGCCCGGGGUAAGCUGGGGGAGGGGAGACACCAGGAGGCCCUGCCCGCCCUGCAGCUCGCCCUGGCCUGCGGCCUGGAGCUGUAUGGCUCCGGGGCCAUACCGCUGGUGCCCCUCUACCUGAUGCUGGGCCGGGCCUACAUGGGCCUGGGCAGGCUGGGCCGGGCCAGGGUCUACCUGUCCGAUGCGGAGUGGAGCAUGCUGCAGAACCCGGGCUGUGAGCGGGUGCUCCUCCACCAGCUGCACCGCACCCUGGGGUGCCUCCACACCUCCACCGGGGAUCUGGAGUCUGCCCUCUUCCACCUCGCCACCGACGUGUACCACGCCACUGAGGAGUUUGGCCUGGACAGCACGGUGCCCUGCGGCGGGUACUUCCUCAUGGCCGAGGUGUUCAGGAGGCAGGAGAAGAAGCAGGUCGCUCGGUCCCUGUACUCCCAGGUCGCGACCACGUGGCACUCCCAUCUGACCAAACUGUGUGAGCCGUACCUCAGCAGUGGCUCCAUCCCGAUCCAGCCUCCCUUUGACUACACGCAGCUUGUCGAGUCCGACCGGAUGCUGAGAAGCAUGCUGGCGUUAGAGGGGGAGAAGGAGGAGAAGGAGAAGGAGGAGGAGAAGGAGGAGCAGGAGGAGGAGGAGGAGGAGGAGAAGGAGGAGAAGGAGAAGGAGGAGGAGAAGGAGGAGCCAACCAGUGAGCGUGACAAUCAGGGGGUCCUUUUGAACCACAGCCUGGCCAUGCUCUGGUUCCUGGCCGGUGACGCCCAACAGGUGCUGGAGCUGGGCCGCGUGGCCCUCCAGGGGGCCCAGCGGGCGCUGGACCACGGCCGGGCCGGCUCCAUCCAGAGCAUGCUGCGGCUGGUGGGGAGCCAGGACCCAGAACCCAUGCAGACCCAGGAGCCCUCAGGGGCCCUUGGACCCCCGGAUCUAGUCCCCUGA
Gadus chalcogrammus (walleye pollock) is the source of this 1340-nucleotide messenger RNA. RefSeq names its product zinc finger, MYND-type containing 12 (gene zmynd12). The record is from RefSeq and is a predicted model, not a curated record. Gene Ontology annotation, molecular function: protein binding. Lineage: Eukaryota; Metazoa; Chordata; Actinopteri; Gadiformes; Gadidae. The transcript is spliced from 8 exons. Bases 123 to 1340 code for a protein of 405 amino acids.